UCUGCCCGCCAUAUUUGUUGAAAAACGUAAACGGAAAAAAGAGAGCGGCAGUUUUUUCAUAAGUUCUGUUGAUGUACGGUGAGCACUUCUCUUUUCUAAAUAGUUAUGUGAUUUUGUGCAUACUAUUAAAUUUUCUAAUCGAUAUAGCCAGUUAGAAGUUAUAUGCAAUGGCUUUGCCAGCCGAAUCACAAAGGUCUUUUCGACUUUAUGUGACCCAUGUGGAUGGAGAGGGUCCUUUUCUGAAGAUAAGCGGCCAGCUCGACCAACAGUCUUCGUUAAUGGUCGAGAGCCUAUUUGAAUCGGCUCGCGGAAACUUGGAAAAGGGAAUUGGAGCAGUUUCUGUGGCAGCUAUCCAUGAAGGUGUAAUAUGUGCCGCCAAAUACAAAGAUGGAACAUACUACAGGGCGAAGAUCAUAGACAUCACGAAUCUGUCUACCGGUUUAUUGGGCGUCCAUUUUAUAGAUUACGGUAACAAAGACCGUAUUUCUCUCAGUGCUAUUAGAUUUUUGGACAAGUAUGAUCCGAUGUUUCUUCAGCUUCCCGGGCAAGCGACUGACUACUACCUAAGUCGCAUUAUGCAUCCUUCCGGUCGCUGGGACGAGCCGCUGCUGCUCAAGCUUCAGAGCUUGUUGUGUUAUGCAGAAUACCCUGCUGUUGUUGAGGGCCAAACGUGCACACUGCCCAUUAUAUCUAUACAAUACAAGGGAAAUGAUUUCUCAACACAUCUUGUUUCAAAUAGAUUUGGUAUAGCCGCGCCGGUAGCAAAACAAGAAGUGACGAUGCUGCAGCCUAUGGGAACUGACAGGCAACCAGGGCCAAACUGGGCACCAAAUUUCAUAGCUGAUUCAACACCAUAUACUGAACAUGUCCCAUUUCUGAUGAACCAGAACUUCCCAUCAAACCCUGCAUCUGCGAUGAGAUUGCAGCAGAACGCCAGUGUGCCCUUCAAUGGUGCUAUAGUGCCUCCGCCAUCAGCCAUUAGCCAGAGGCUACUAGUCAAUAAGGCAUCAAGAGGCCCAGUGAACCUUAAAGGUCCAAUCAGGCAGCCCCAAGUGGCUCUAAACUCUCCCCCGGUCCAGAUAUCCACUCCACCUCCAGCGGCAGCCCUUAACAAGAGUUUGUCACCCAAAAAGUCUGCCACUUACAAGAGCCGCUUAUUAGAAGUGAAUUCGCAGCACAAAGUGUUUGUGUCAUUCGCAGAAGAAGGACCAGAGCUCUUUGCAGUUGAGCUAGUGACAGACGCUAAGAAACUUCAAGAUAUGAUGGAUGAAAUAAAUAGAAGGCCACACCGUAGCCUUACCGAGCCUCCCAUGAUAGGAACAGUGUGCUUAGGCAGAAUGUCUGGAGACCGAAUUAUUUGCAGGGCUAUAGUCACAAACCUAUCAGGUUCACAAUGCAAGCUGUUCUUUGUAGACUUUGGUGAUACGGAAAUGGUGUCGUACUACGACAUCUUUGACAUCCCAGAAGAGUUUGUCAAGCCAAAUGUAUUUGCUAUGAGAUUCUGCUUAUCGGGUGUGAAGAAAUUACAGAAGGGACCAUAUUUGAAUGAGGCAUUUAAGCAACUUGUGAAUGGAAAAGUGAUGACACUGCGAGUGGUUGCUCCGGAAGGUCCACCGUUAAUACAGUAUGGAGAACUGUACUUAGACAACCAGAAUGUGCUAGACUUGCUGCUAGCCAAUGUUAAAGACAAGCUGCAAUUCAAGUGGAUGGAAAUGCUUGCAUUAGGCAGCAGAGCUUCCGUACUUGUGUCUUAUGUAGACAGCUGCAUCAAAUUCUACGUCCAAUUAUCAGACAAGAUUGACGAUCUGACUGCUGUGAUGGAAGCGGUGAAAGUCCACUGUGAGGGCACCUCAUCCCCUGGAGAGUUACCCGUCGGCACCGCUUGCUGUGCCAGGUUCCCUGAUGAUGAGAAAUGGUACAGGGCCAAGGUUCUAGGGUAUAAUAACAAGAGGGUCCUCGUGGCGUAUGUGGACUACGGCAAUGAGCAAGAAGUUAAUGUUUCGGAUCUGAGAACCAUAACUGCAGAUCUGUUAAAACUGCCAGCACAAGCCAUGAAAUGCGCAUUGAAAGGCUUUGAAAAUAAACCAGUGGAAAGCAAGACCUCGAACCAGCUUGAAAUGCUGGCACUAGAAAAGACGCUGACUGCCAAUGUAGUUGGUGUCCUGUCCAGCGACACCAUGUUGGUAUCUCUGGUGGAUGACACAACCAGCCCGCCUCUGGAUGUGGCUAGGAAGAUGAACCAGCUGUCACAGCCUAGAAGCAAUGUUGAGACUAAACCGACCACGCCAGUAAGCAAAGCGGCCCCGGAACAGUUCAGCUCGCCAGAGAGUGACCACGGCAAAGGGUUCAAGCGAGAAAAGAGCUUCAGAGAAGACCGGCGGCCAAGGGACGAUGACGACUUCGGGCAACGGGGUGGCAGCUUCCGAAACAGAGACAGAGAGCCGUUUGAUCGAUCGGGGCCGGGCCGGCAUAGUGACAAGUUUGGAGGCAGACCCGAUAAGGGAGAAAGACGCGGUAAGCCAUGGGAGAACAGCGCGCCGCCAGCGCCCGCCGGCGACGACUGGGAGGAGUCCCCCGCCGCCGCCGCCGCCGCACCCGCGCCGCGCCCGCACUUCCGCGACAGGGACAACCGCGACAACAGGGACAGAGACAACAGAAGAAAGCCUAGAGCGGACAACGAGAAGGGUCCAAAGCCAGGCUGGAAGCACAAAGACGGCGCCGGGGUCGGCAAGAGGCUCCGGCAGGCCGCCGAGGCUGCGUCGGCGGACGCGCAGAAGGCGGGGGCUAAGGGAUCUAUACAGGACAGGCUGAAACGUGACAAUAAAUUCAACAAGCAAGACGAAUGGGAAGAGAAGAAAGACGACUGGGGCAGCGGCACACAGAGCCGCAACGACCGCUUCGGACAGAACCGGGGCGAGCGGCGAGACUGGGGCGAGAAGAGAGACUGGAACCAGAAGCGGGAGUUCCGAGACAGGGGCGAGAAUAGCCGCGGAGACAGAGGCGAGAAUAAUCGCGGCGACAGAGAUAGAACCAGGAGUAACUUCACACCCCGUGACCGCGCCGAUCGCGCUGACCGCUCCUUCGGCUCUGACUCUGACAAGCGGUCAGAAAGAAGCUUCGGCCGCACCGGAAACAAACCCCGCUCCAAAUUCACCCAAGUACAGUACAAGGAACUCCCCGACCCUGUCCCAUUGGAGUCCCGCUUCGAUGAACCGACCAUCGAAUCCGAAGCGCAACACGAAGUAUCCGUCACCUGGAUAAUAUCCCCGAAGAGCUUCUACACACAACUAAUGUCCCUCCAACCGAAGUUCCUAGAGAUGAUGCAUAAAAUCCCAGAGCUAUACAAAGGCGUCAGAUCUUACUCAGGAAUGGUCCCCGUCGGCGCUUCAGUACUAGCCAGAUACCCCGCCGAUGGAGUCUUGUACCGAGCUACGGUCGUCUCCGCCCAACCGUUCUCCAAAUUCAUAGUCCAGUACAUCGAUUUUGGAAAUAAACAACUAGUGGACGCUAAGGACAUAUGGCAGUUGGAUAGACAACUUUUAGAGCUGCCUAAAAUGGCGAUUCAUUGCUCGCUGAUCGGUGUGGCGCCUACAGAAGGUGAAUGGAAGGCCAAUCCCGAGAUAGACCUGUGUUUCAACGCGCCGCGGUAUCAGUGUGUGUUCCAGGAGUGUGUGGAAGAGCAGUAUCAGGUGUCGCUGUGGAAUAACGGAGCGAGUGUUACGGAUAUGCUGGUGGAGAAACAGUUGGCUGUGCUGUCGGAGCAGCAAUCGUCAGUUGCACUUAAAGACGAGGCAAUAGACCUGACCAUCAUAGUGGGCCAGCAGAUACCAUGCCGCGUGACGCACUUCGAGUCGUACGAGAAGUUCUACGUUCAGCUCGACUUGGAGAAGGCGGAACUGGUCGAGAACGCCAUCGCCAACUUCGACGCUAACUUGUUGACGCCGCUUACACAAGACACUUUAACCGACGGCAUCCAUUGCACAGUGAAGCACGAGGGUAAAAUCUACCGCGCCAUCUUGAACGACACGUCGGACGCAAACAACGUCGUCGCCGUGUUGCCCGACUAUGGCAACACUGUCACCACAUCAUUGGCUAACUUGAUGAUCCUGCCGACGGAACUGAGCGUAUACUACUACCAGUCCCUGGAGUGCUGCCUCAACAACUACACGGCCGAGUCCAACAUCCUGAUGCCGCUCGAGGAGCUGAAGACAACGCUUACUGGGAACAAGUUCAUCGUAUACGUGGACAGCGUUGAGGGGAUCCGCCUGAUGACCACUCUGUACGACAUCAGCACGGGCAAGAAGCUGGCCAUCUUCGAGCCCGACGAGGGCGCCUUCGAGGACGUGGUGACGCUGUGCGCGCGUACCGUGUUCAACUACAACUUCGGCCUGUGCAGCGUGCAGCACCUGCAGAACCUCAACGAGAUCUAUCUGCAGAAGACAGCGGACAUCGACAAGGUGCAGCAGCUGCUGGACAGGCUUUAUGUCUUCUAUGAUGAAGGUACACCCGAACCACUUGAGGAGUUCGAACCCGACACCCCGUGUGCCGUCAAAUCGUCCGACGGCAACUGGUACCGCGCCACCAUCGUCAGCGCCACCGACGCCGACGUCACCGUGCAGUUCCCCGAUUACGGCAACACGGAGACCGUCGCCAAGGACACGGUUAAGAAACUGGACAAGUCGUUCUACGAGCCCUGCGCUCAGGCACUCGUCGCGAGCUUAGGAUUGGUCGCGCUUACCGAUGACGCGGUCACCAAGUUGUCCGAAUGGACUACAGACAAGGAGGUGCAAGUCACGCUCGCCUUCGGCUCCGACGGCUGGCUCGCCAGUCUACACCUGGACGGAGUGGACUUGUCUAUGAAACUGGUCAACGAGAAGCUUGCCACCCCGCAGGUGACUUCCGAAGAAGAGCCGACACCAGAACCCGCGCCGGCCGCCGAGACAGUCGAACCUGUUUCACUACCGCCCGGCUGCACGCAGGUCUACAUAAGCCACAUCGACAGUCCCGGACACUUCUGGCUUCAGAUGGCCGACAAGGUCGACAAGAUCGACGAGAUCCAGGCCGAGCUCGCGGCAGACGCCGACAAGUACGAGGACCUGCAGGCGCGCGAGAUGGGCACGCUGUGCGUCGCCAAGUACUCCGCCGACGACCUCUGGUACCGCGCCGAGGUGCUCGACCUCGACUCCGACAUUACCACCGUGCGCUUCAUCGACUACGGCAACACCGACGUGCUCGGCAACUCCCCCGGGCUCAUCAAGAUUAUGCCGGAGAGCCUGCGCGCCGUAGAGCCGCUCUGCGUGCGCUCCAGCGUCAACGCCGUGCCCACCGGCACCGGCCAGUGGUCGGAGGCGGCCGGCGAGGGCUUCGAGGCGCUCGUCGGCGACACGGCGCAGCCCGUGGACGCGCUCAUCGUGCUGAAGGACGUCACCACGUACGUCGACCUGUUCGUGGCCGGCCGCAACCUCACCGACCAGCUCGUGGCGCAGGGCCACGCCGCCCGCUCCGAGCAGCCCACCGAGUGCGGCGACCUGCCCUCCUGCUUCGCCAGCCACGUCAACUCGCCCUCCGAGUUCUGGGUCCAGCUGGAGUCUGCCACGACGGAGCUGCAGGCGAUGGAGGCGGCCAUGGAGGACGCCGAGAACCUCCCCGAGCUGGCGUCGAAGGAGGAGGGCGUGCUGUGCGCCGCCAAGUACCCCGAGGACGGCGCCUGGUACCGCGCGCAGGUCAUCGUGGACGGCUCCGAGGGCACCGAGGUGCUGUUCAUGGACUACGGCAACGCGUCCAUCGCCACCGAGCUGCGCACCCUCCCGGACGAGCUGAAGCUGAAGCCGGCGCUGUCGCGCAAGUGCGCGCUCCAGAAGCCGAGGGACAUCAAGUCCUGGUCGAGGAAAUCCGAGGUCAAGUUCAACGAGCUGGCCGCCGAGGGCCGCACCAUCUUCAACGUGCAGUUCAUCGCGUCCGGCGACAUCUCCAUCGUGGAGCUGUACCUGGAGGGCAAGUCUGUGACGGAGGAGCUGGUGGGGCUCUGCGAGGAGCAGCCGCCGGCCGAGCGUCCGAAGCCCGUGGGCCAGGACCUGCGCAGCGAGGGAAAGCUGUGCUACGUACACGCGCUGGACGAGUUCUACGUCCACCUCGAGGACAAGACCGCGGAUCUCGACAAGGUGACCGAGAGGAUGGUCGACGUGGACGAGUUCGAGUCGGCGCCUGAGUUGAAGGUGGGCUCGAUCUGCGCCGCCUACUGGGCAGAGGACGAGCAGUGGUAUCGCGGAAAAAUUCUAGAAUUCUGUGACGCGAGCUACCACGUCCAGUUCCUGGAUUACGGCAACAAAGCUAAAUGCCAGGAGUUCCGGCGGCUGCCCGAGGACGUAGCGACGAUCGAGCCCCUCGCCAAGUGCUGCCGACUGGCCGUACCUGACGGGGCCGCCGACGACGACGCCGCGAGAAACAAACUCGACGAGCUCAUGGCUAACGACGCAACAUUCCACAUAGAAUUCCUAGACAGCACUUCGGAGCCGGCGCUCGUCAAACUCAUCCUUAAUGGGGAGGAUGUUAGUACUAUCCUUUUCGCCUCGAGACCCAGUGACACGGAAAAGGCGGUAACCGUACCUGAAACUGUAGCUCCAGAAAGUACUCAAGUUCCGGAGGAGGAGACGGCCUCCACCGAAACGGAUGCGCAACCUAAGGAGACUGUAGAAACUCGUUCUGAGAAUGUAACCUCGUCAGAAACUGAAAAGGAAGAUAAAGAACCGACCCAAUCAGUUACAGAGACGAUAGAAACUGGUUCUGUGAAUGUAACCUCGGAAACUGAAAAGGAAGAUAAAGAACCGACCCAAUCAAUUACAGAGACGGUAGAAACUGGUUCUGUGAAUGUAACCUCGGAAACUGAAAAAGAAGAUAAAGUACCGAGCCAAUCAGUUGUAGAGCCUUCAGAAGUAGAGGAACCUGUUAAAACUCUGGAGGAAGAAGACUUACCCGUAUCAGUUGUAAAGCCUUCUGAACUAGAAAAACCUGUUGAAACACGGGAAGAAGUAGACUUACCCGAAUCAGUUGUAAAGCCUUCUGAACUAGAAAAACCUGUUGAAACACGGGAAGAAGUAGACUUACCCGAAUCAGUUGUAAAGCCUUCAGAAAUAGAAAAACCUGUUGAAACACGGGAAGAAGUAGACUCACCUAAGACGGGCGAAAAGGAAGUGGCCGAAUCAGUAUUAGUAGGUGAUAAUGAAAAGCAAACCGAAGUUUAUACCGAAAAAGAGACUGAGGAUGAAGAUAAAUUUGAGGAUGCCAAUGAGCUGGACUCGUCGCAUCCAGAUCUGGACGAAAGCUUAGAAAGUAAUCACACCGUAAUUGAAAACAAAUCAUUUGAAGCCAACCCGGACAGCUUAAACGACUCUGGUGAUCAUAAACCAGAACAACUAGAAUCUCCUAAACAGGACACUUCAUCAUCAACCCUGGAGAGCUCCAAUGGAACUAUAAAAACUCCAGAAAGAGACAAUUCGAAGGAUUCCAUAAAUACAGAUACUGGCUACACAAGCAGUGAUGGUACCAAAGACGGAUCCCCAAUUAAGGAGUCCUGUAAUGAAUCAACCAAAUUAGAAUCAGAUGUUGGAGAAACAAUUUCUGAACUCAAAACUCAGAAAUUGGUAGCAGAUGUAGAAGUAGGAAAAACAAUAGAACUCGAAAAUGAAUCAAAAGAGAACAAUACUGAACCUAGCGUUAAAUCAAAUGACGUCAGUAAAGUGGAAGAAAUUAAAACUAUCGAUAUUGAUUAACAGAUAUAUUUUGAAAUUAAGUCUUGUACGAUAAAAAUCUCAUUCUUUAAUUGUAAUAUUAAUAAGCGAUGCCUGAUUGUGAUAGAUACUUAGGAAGGGAUUUACUUUUAUAUGUCUCUUUGCUUCAGUGAAAAUGGUAUUAAAGUGUCUAGAGAAGGUUUUUGUAGUAGAUUAUUUAUUGUAGGCGUAUAAAUUGACUUCCAUCAGUCACCACGUACAGUUUCCGUGUUAAAUCGAAACUUCCAGAGACUAGACUGAAUAGCCUUAUCUUCUGUAGUUUUAGAUAAUCUCUCUAAACAUUUUGAUACUUUAUUAAAUUUGUUAUCCUAGAUUUAAGACGUUUACUUGAUUACUUAUGUAACGUGUUUAUUAAAUUUUUUAUUGAUUUGUUACUUUGAAGUGUAAAAGACAACUUUUUUUGUUUAUUUACAAUCCGUUAAGUCCCAGUAAUUUUUUAUCUGUUUGUUUUCCGAUUUGUUUCUUAAGUCAUAGCAUUUACGUAAACGUUUGAAGACUUUGAAGUUUGAUACUGUGACAUUGUAAAUACUCGUAUUUUUCUACGUUCGACGUUGUUUAGUGUUUACUAAGUUAGGUAGGAAUACGAUUAAAAUAUGUUAUUUGUUUAAAUUUGGCACAUCGUGUUAAUAAUACACUUUUCGUACACAUAGUAAGCAAUAUGAUUAGCAAUAAGGAACAUUGUUGUGCCUCUGUAAUUACAUAAUCUUCAAAAAGCUAAUAUGGGGCAUUAUCUAUGAAAAGGGACCUUAUUGUCGAUGGCGC
Messenger RNA from Cydia splendana, 8549 nucleotides. It is a transcript of the gene tud, whose product is annotated as maternal protein tudor-like. The record is from RefSeq and is a predicted model, not a curated record. Bases 168 to 7769 code for a protein of 2533 amino acids. The transcript has 12 exons. Lineage: Eukaryota; Metazoa; Arthropoda; Insecta; Lepidoptera; Tortricidae.